Molecule: messenger RNA, 823 nt
Organism: Xiphias gladius (swordfish)
Lineage: Eukaryota; Metazoa; Chordata; Actinopteri; Istiophoriformes; Xiphiidae
Product: myosin light chain 1, cardiac muscle-like
Exons: 1
Coding region: 24-617 (197 amino acids)
Cellular component (GO): myosin II complex
Molecular function (GO): calcium ion binding
Source: RefSeq, a predicted model, not a curated record
UCCGUCCUCCACUCUGCAGCAGCAUGGCUCCAAAGAAAGUGGAACCGAAAAAGACAGAGGUGAAGAAGGUGGAGGUAAAGAAGGAGGAGCCUCCUCCACCUCCCAAACCUGCAGAGCCAGAGUCCAAACCUCCGGAGGUGGACCUGAAGAGUAUCGUGGUGGAGUUUACUCCAGACCAAAUCGAAGAAUUCAGAGAUGCCUUCACGCUGUUUGACGAGACACCCACAGGUGAGAUGAAGAUCACCUACGCCCAGUGUGGAGACGUGAUGCGAGCACUCGGUCACAACCCCACCAACGAGGAGGUGCUGAAGCUGCUGGGGAGGCCAAAGGCGGAGGAGCUGAACAUCAAGCUGCUGGACUUCGACAGCUUCUUGCCCAUGCUGCAGCACGUGGCGCGUUCCAAAGAGCAGGGGAACUUCGAGGACUUCGUGGAGGGUCUGAGGGUCUUCGACAAGGAGGGAAAUGGCACGGUGAUGGGGGCUGAGCUCCGCCAUGUCCUCGCCACGCUGGGAGAGAAGAUGACAGAGGACGAGGUGGACAGACUGAUGGUGGGACAGGAGGACGCCAACGGACACAUCAACUACACCGAGUUUGUCAAACACAUCCUGGCCGGGUAGAAAACACCAACACUGAUUUCGACUGCUUCCACUUUCUUUAUAUGAUGGACUGAGUGUACCCGGGUCAAUUUGAGAUCUCUCUCUUGUUUCGAAUGUUCGUCCUGUAUGUCUCUCUUCACUCACUCUCUUAUAAAUUAUCUUCAGUCCUUCUCAGUGUUUUCAUUUAAACGAUUUUCAGAAUAAAUCUUACAUUGGUGAUAAUUGUU